This is a messenger RNA of Siniperca chuatsi (mandarin fish), 1543 nucleotides long. RefSeq names its product tetraspanin 13b (gene tspan13b). The record is from RefSeq and is a predicted model, not a curated record. Lineage: Eukaryota; Metazoa; Chordata; Actinopteri; Centrarchiformes; Sinipercidae. The transcript has 6 exons. Bases 181 to 792 code for a protein of 203 amino acids. Gene Ontology annotation, cellular component: membrane.
GCAUCAAGAUCCGUUCUUUCCAGGUUAGAACUACUGCUGAGCGACCACAGAUCACAGCGGGGAAGCGGAAUUACUGCCUCAGCUGGGUUUUGUUUGUCUGGAUUUUAUUUCUGGAGCCGAAAUAUUUAUUUAAACGCUUGUUUUAAGGAUUUAUUGUAGCCUAUUUAUUUAUUGACCAAGAUGGGCUGCGCUGGAUUCACCUGCUCCAAACACUCCCUUUGCGCGCUCAACAUCCUCUAUGUUAUGGUGAGCCUGCUGAUGAUUGGCAUUGCAGCAUGGGGGAAGUGGUUCGGUCUGGUCUCCAGUUUCCAGGUGGUGGGAGGCAUCAUUGGUGUGGGCGUCUUCCUCUUCUUUGUGGCCCUGGCCGGCCUCAUCGGGGCCAUGAAGCAUCACCAGGUCCUGCUCUUCUUCUACAUGAUCAUCCUAUUCAUGGUGUUUAUUGUGCAGUUCUCUGUUUCCAGUGCCUGUUUGGCCAUCAACAGAGAGCAACAGGAUCACCUGUUGGAGGUGGGCUGGAAUAACUCUCAGAGCACUCAGAGGGAUGUGGAGAAGAGCCUCAACUGCUGUGGCUUCAAACAGGUGGAUCCCAACCUCACCUGUGACGCUGCUUGUUUCCCCAACCACUCCUGUUUGCCCUGUGCAGAUAAGAUCCAGGAAAAUGCUGGAGAGGCUCUCCACUUCGUAGGAGGGAUCGGACUCUUUUUCAGCUUCACCGAGAUUCUGGGAGUGUGGCUCACCUAUCGCUACAGGAACCAGAAGGACCCCCGAGCAAACCCCAGUGCUUUCCUGUGAGACAGCACCAGCUUCAGCCCCUCUGCACUGUCACCUCACCACCUCUAUGGCCCUUCUCUGGGCUUUAACUGUAAAUACAAGACCGACCUGUGUGUUUCCACUGAUUGCUGCAGCGAUGCUGUUAUAAUGUGAUGUGUUUGAUUUUCAAGAGCGAAGUGUGUUCUGAAAACAACUUGUUGUGUGUGAAGGAACAGUGCACAUGUUGCCUCCAGCGUGACAGCUCUGCAUAAUAAAAGUGACACUGAACAUACUGAACAUAUACAGAUAGUACUCUGAGCACUUGUGGGUGAAGAGGGAAUAUUGUUUACAGCAGUCUGCUGUAUAUUCCAAAAGUAUUUAUGCAGCCUGCCUGUUGUCCCUGAACACUGUCCCCCCCUUUUUGUUUGUUUGUUUGUUCUAUAAAACAGUGGGUCAGUGAAUGCAAUAAUGUCAGCCACUAGUCUGCAUAUUGAUAUGACAAAAAUAUUUUCACCAUGUGUGACAGUAUGAAUAUUGUGUGAGGAGAAUAUAUGUUUGUAAUUUGGGAGUGUUUUUGCUUAUGUGAGUGUGCGUGCGUGCGUGUGUGUGUGUGUGUGUCACUGGUCUACUAGUUUGUCUUGCUCCUGGUUUGCGUGCUGUGUAUUUGGCCUUUUGCAUGACUCUUCUGCAAAUAUAAUGAGAACUGUAUGAGAACUGCAAUGAUGAUUCUGUAAACCACCUGUCUGAACCUUUGUACUGUAAACCACAAUAAAACACUAAGGGAAAAAACAGA